AAAGCAUGAGACAAAAAAUCUAAAAAAGCAACCCCGACAACAUUUAUGUCCAUAAACUUCAAGUGGUUUUAUAUAAAUCUCAAAAUUCUCUUUAACUCUCUUCGAAAUCUGUCUCACAGAAAUUUUAAAGAGAAAUGUUGCCUUGGUGUCUGAACUGACGAUGACACUCCAAAAAGCCUUUGAACGUUGUCCCACCGUUUACAAGACACUUAUCCAAUAGGAUUGCAUUCCUAUAAUUGGUGUCCUUUUUUUCAAUUUCUUCGGCUUUACGAGGUGACAAUGGACCCUCCUUAGUAAUCGCAUUGUCCAUCUUCAUGAGCUUCUCUGCCACGUCUUCCAAACAGAAGCCUUGAUGCCUAUCCAUAAUUACCAGUAUCAUGACCACGAUUAUGACCGCGAUCAUGACGUCCACAAUCAUGGCCACUAUGGCCAUUACCAUCAUGGCCACUACCAUUAUGACGAUUACCACCACCAUCCCGGCCACUACCAUCAUGAUGACCACCACCAUCACGGCCACUACCAUCAUGACGACCAUCACCAUCACGGCCACUACUAUCGUGACGACCUUCACCAUCACGCCCAUCACUAUCAUAACGACCGUCACCACAACCAUUACGACCAUCCUGUCCGUCCUUUCGACCCUAUCCUCGGCCAUAGUCCAGUCUUCUAUCUGCCGCAAUCUGCAACGAACUUCUUGGUUGUCAAACAUGGCCGACUGCCCCAGAGCUACAUUUCCUACAAUGGCCUGGAUAUUGGAGUCAAUGCGGAGAUUGAUGAAUGGAGGGAUUAUCUGGCCAUGCAGGAUGGGCUGAAGGUACUGAUCCUCCUGCUGUUGUUUCUCAUUUUAGCAAUGCCAAUCAUGGGAUCCCUUUAUGGCUGGUUUUAUAGGCGAUGCAGAAAUUGCAGGACAGGCAGCAAGAGAACGUGUUACUUCUGUGGCAUCCUUCUGGCCGUUGCGGCACUCCUUAUGUUUUUUUUUCUUUUUUUUGCAAUGCUGGCAGCCAGUCAAUUAACCAAGGGCCUGGAGAAAAAUGGGCGCUGUACACAGCGAUCCCUUCACCGUUCCCCCCGAGAUCUGUAUGACCCCAACUAUAAGGAUCAGUCCGAUGCGGGGGACCAUGCCGAGGCCAUCAAUGAUUUAAACGAGGUGCUUAAGAAUUUGCACGCAGCUAAGUUAAUUUUAGAGGAGUUCCAGGAUGAGCUGCCCGUAGGUAAGGGGUUGGCUAUUAGGUUUCGGGAUGCGUUGCGUGUCGUCAAAGAAAAUCUUAAGGACUUCCUUACCUCGCAGUGCAACCAAGAGGAGUGCGGAGAUUUCUACAGAGACAAUGAGAUCAGGAUGCUAGACGAGGGAUGUCUGCACUUUGAUAGAAUUCCCUCAGCGGCAGACUUGAUCAAGUCCAUUAACGAAAUUUUGGCAAGUAACUUCGUCAACUAUCCCCUAAUGGCUGCAAAGACGUACAGGAAUCGCACUAAAAAUCUGCCGGUCGCAGUUUAUAAGGAUCUCCAUAAAGACGACAAAAAUCUGCACGAGAAGUUCAAAGCAUCGUUGGUCGAACCUAAAGUAAAAAAAAAAAAGCCGGCAAAGGCGAUUCGUCGUUUUCCCGCAGUUGCUCUGCGCCGGAAGCUGGGACCUUCAUGGUAUGGAAGCAUGUUAGGAAUGCUCUUGGUGCUUAUGAUUUUGCCCAUCCUCCUGCUAAUUGCUCUUGUGGUGAAAUUGUAUAAGCCAAAUGUGGGCAAUGGGCUAAUCUGUGCAUUCCUCACUGCUGUCUUCAUUCUUUUCUCGAUACCUCUUAUUCUGGUGCUUUUCUUUCUGGUCCACGGAUUCUUGACGUAUAAUAUUUUCUGUGCUGGAUAUCACCAGGUGCCUGAAAAGCGGAUCAAUCCGAUUUAUUAUCGAUCUAAUUAUUAUCCACGGACGUAUAAUCGACCGAUUUUUAAUCGACCGAUUUAUAAUCGCCCGGAUGAUAAUCCACCGAAUUAUAAUCCUCCGAAUGAAAAUCUACCAAAUGAUAAUCAACCAAAUGAAAUUUUAACAGAUGAUUAUCAACCUGUGCUAAGAUCUGAAGAUACGUUGCAGCGGUGCGCCGGCAAUGAGAGCUUGUGCGGUGACUUGGGUCUCAAGGAAUUUUUUGCCAAUAUGAAAAGAGAUAUCCUGGAAUCUUUAGCGAAGAUUCCUGGCAAUCUGAGUUCCAUUUGUUCCCAGGCGGCGGCCGUGGACCGGGAGCUCUUGAGGAAUAAGCUCUUUAGCUACAACACCUCAGAAUUCACCCAACAUAUGUGCCGAGAGCUGGUGCCAGAGCCCAAGCCGGGUCCUCUGCUGGAGCUUAUCAGUAAACUGGGCAACCUGACCAGGAGCGUGGGAUCGCCUCCUUUUCUGUUAAACCAGACCAUCAGGCUACAAGUUGCUCACAAGAAACUGGGGCAACCGCUAGCGGCGAUCAUUCAGCGACUGCUGGGGAAAGUGAAGGAAUUGGAUCACCUGCUGUCCGGCAGAAAUGAAAGCUUAGCCACAUACAUGAGCCUUCUUCUGGAAAGGAUUAAACAGUUUCAAUGCCGCGAUUUCAUUGAUAUUGGUCUGGAUAAUGGAAGGAACGAAUCGAUUAAGAGCUUAGGUCAGACUCGCCACGGCCACCACCACGAUGACCAUUACUACGAUGACUAUUAUAAUGAUUACUAUUACCACGAUGAUUAUUACCACGAUGACCAUUACCAUGAUGCUCAUCACUACGAUGAUCUAUACCAUGAUCCGUCUAACGGUGGGAGCUUUGAUUCGUAUCGCGAUGGUUUAGCUCUAAAUCGCUUGUUGAGAUAUAAAGAUCUUUGUCGAAGUAUUGCCUAUCCAAUGAACGCCAUCUGGUUCUGGCUUCUACCCUUCACCCUGAUGCUUCUGCCCGCCAUCUCCUGCAGUCAUUAUCUGAGAUGUUACUGCCGGUGUUGUAGGAAUGUUUGCGAGGUCCCCUGCUCUGCUCCAUGCGCUGCCCCCUGCGUGGAUCCCAGCGCGGCCCCCUGCGCGGAUCCUUCCGCGACUUCCUGCGCGGCCUCUAGCGCGGUUUCCUGUGCGGCCCCAUGUGCUGCCCCCUGCGCGGCCUCCUGCGUGUCACCUUGUGCAGCCCCCUGUGCUUCCCCCUGCUGCACACUGCCAAUGGAAUUCCCAGACUGCACCCACUGCAGAUAUUUGCCAGUGAUAGAUGAAACGAAUGUGGAUCAAUUGAAUUUCAAUAUGCAUUUAUGAAACCGGCUAAAAAACUAAAACAAAAAAAAUCA
Drosophila kikkawai is the source of this 3264-nucleotide messenger RNA. RefSeq names its product prominin-like protein. Gene Ontology annotation, cellular component: membrane. The record is from RefSeq and is a predicted model, not a curated record. Lineage: Eukaryota; Metazoa; Arthropoda; Insecta; Diptera; Drosophilidae.